Messenger RNA from Phalaenopsis equestris, 1247 nucleotides. RefSeq names its product ubiquinol oxidase 4, chloroplastic/chromoplastic. The record is from RefSeq and is a predicted model, not a curated record. The transcript is spliced from 9 exons. Gene Ontology annotation, molecular function: alternative oxidase activity. Gene Ontology annotation, biological process: alternative respiration. Gene Ontology annotation, cellular component: mitochondrion; thylakoid. NCBI's taxonomy places the organism in Eukaryota, Viridiplantae, Streptophyta, Magnoliopsida, Asparagales, Orchidaceae. The coding region runs from base 1 to 1095 and encodes 364 amino acids.
AUGGCGGCGGCGGCGGCGGCGGCGGCGGCGCGCUCCGCUUCCGUAUUCGCAUCUCCGUCAUACAGUUUAACAAAAGCGGCGAAUAUCCGCUCCUUCACGGCGUCCUCCUCUUCCUCUCUUGUUUAUAAUAUUGUAUUACGCGCUCCUCCUACCUUUCUCUCCGAAUCUGGCAGGGUAUUUUCUAGGAAAUCAUGUCAGAUAAAGGCAGCAACCUUGCAAGAGAAAGAAGAAAAAGUAGGAGUAGAAGACUAUUUUCAUGUUAAGACGAUGCCUAACACAAUUAACGAGCCAACAGAGGAUGGCAACUCUUCUUCAAAGGAACCUAGUGUGGUGGAGAAAUGGGUCAUCAAGUUUGAGCAGUCAUUGAAUGUCCUCCUCACGGAUUCAGUAAUCAAGGUACUUGAUUUAUUUUACCAAGACCGUAAUUACGCAAGGUUCUUUGUAUUAGAAACAAUUGCGAGAGUACCAUACUUUGCUUUUAUAUCUGUACUGCACAUGUACGAGAGUUUUGGGUGGUGGAGAAGAGCUGAUUAUCUAAAAGUCCAUUUUGCAGAAAGUUGGAAUGAGUUGCACCAUCUAUUGAUUAUGGAGGAGCUUGGUGGCAAUGCUUUCUGGUUUGACCGCUUUCUUGCCCAACAUAUUGCAAUCUUUUACUACUUCAUGACGGUCUUCAUGUAUGCACUGAGCCCAAGAAUGGCUUAUCAUUUUUCUGAAUGUGUUGAAAGGCAUGCAUACUCAACUUAUGACAAAUUUAUAAAAAUCCAAGGAGAGGAGUUGAAGAAAUUACCUGCCCCACAGGUUGCUAUAAAUUAUUACAUGAAUGAAGAUCUGUAUUUGUUUGAUGAAUUCCAAACCUCCAGAGCUCCAAACACCAGGAGGCCUAAGAUAGAGAACCUGUAUGAUGUAUUUGUGAACAUCAGAGAUGAUGAAGGAGAACACUGCAAGACCAUGAAAGCCUGUCAAACUCAUGGAAACCUUCACUCUCCUCAUUCAUAUAUGAACAGGGAUCCUACCGAUGCAGAGUGUUCUGUGCCUGCUGCUCACUGCGAAGGCUUUGUAGAUUGCUUAGCAAAAUCACUGACAACAGAUAAAUAAUGUAUCAGCUCAAAUAUUAUGUAUAUCAAUAAUCAUCAGAAUGAUGAUUCUAUAGAGUCAAUAUAUAUGUUUUUUUUUCUUUUUUUGAAGAAUAUAGACAUAUAUUCAUAUGUAAUAGUUUUUUAAUAUUUCAUAAUAAAAGAGUUUAUAGA